Messenger RNA from Hirsutella rhossiliensis, 432 nucleotides. Its product is annotated as tc5 transposase DNA-binding domain-containing protein. The record is from RefSeq and is a predicted model, not a curated record. The transcript has a single exon. Bases 1 to 432 code for a protein of 143 amino acids. Gene Ontology annotation, molecular function: DNA binding. NCBI's taxonomy places the organism in Eukaryota, Fungi, Ascomycota, Sordariomycetes, Hypocreales, Ophiocordycipitaceae.
AUGCCUCAUAUUUCUAAAUAUACCGAAAACCAGCUCCAGGAAGCGCUCGUUGCUAUUAAGAAUGGCAUGCCUCAACUCUGUGCUAGUCGCAAGUGGGGUAUUCCAAGGACAACACUUCAAUCGCGCCUUAAAGGAGCCCUGCCCAUGAAAGAGGCAAAAGAAGCAUAUCAAAGGCUCAGCCAGGAGCAGGAAAAACACCUCUGUGACUGGGUUCUUGCCCAGGCCGCCCUUGGGCUGCCUCCAACGCAUCAUCAACUCAAGGAAUUCGCUGGCCGGAUCCUCAUCGCCGGCGGCGACCCCCGCCCGCUUGGGAUAAACUGGGUUUCGGGCUUUUUAGCCCGAAACCCAGAGGUCAGCACGAUCAAAGGUAAAGCUCUUGAAUCUGCCCGUGUCAACGGCGCCUCUGUGGCCCGGAUCAAAGAACGGUUCUAA